GAAGAGGCGGGCGCGGCGGCGCUCGGUCUCUAGGCUGCGCGCGGAGCGGGAGGGCUCUUCUCACAGCGGUGCUUCCUCGCGCGGAGGUCGGAGCUGCGGCACCGCAGGCCUGGGCCGCCGCUCGUGCGCCACCCUGCUCUCUCGUCUUCCGGGCUCUGGGUCCGCUCGCCCUCCGCCGCUGCCCAGGAAUUUAACAAGACACUGAAGUUUUGUUUCAAGUACAUUUUGAACUGAAGCCAGAAAUGUGCUAGGCUUUAGAUUCUUUCAUUUGAUUAAGGUAUGGUCUGAAUAUGCGUUGCUUGGCAGCCCGGGUCAACUACAAGACUUUGAUUGUCAUCUGUGCACUCUUCACUCUGGUCACGGUACUUCUGUGGAACAAGUGCUCCAGGGAUAAAGCAGUCCAGUUUCCGCGACAUUUGAAUGGCGGCUUCCGAGGGGAUGGAUUAGAGAAAAGAGCAGCGGCGUCCGAGAGUAACCACUACCUGAACCAUGGGGCCAGAGCGCACUCGGAGGAGGCCUUGCCCCAGGAGCAGCAGAGAGCGCCCCCUGUCGUCGGGGGUUUCAACAGCAAUGGGGGAAGCAAGGUGCUGGGGCUCAAAUACGAGGAAAUUGACUGUCUCAUAAAUGACGAACACACGAUUAAAGGGAGACGAGAGGGGAACGAAGUCUUUCUUCCAUUCACGUGGGUAGAGAAAUACUUUGACGUUUAUGGAAAGGUGGUCCAGUAUGAUGGCUACGAGCGGUUUGAAUUCUCACACAGCUAUUCCAAAGUCUACGCACAGAGAGCUCCUUACCACCCCGAUGGGGUGUUCAUGUCCUUUGAAGGCUACAACGUGGAAGUCCGAGACAGAGUCAAGUGCAUAAGUGGGGUUGAAGGUGUGCCAUUAUCUACACAGUGGGGACCUCAAGGCUAUUUCUACCCAAUCCAGAUUGCACAGUAUGGCCUGAGUCAUUACAGCAAAAAUCUGACUGAGAAACCCCCUCAUAUCGAGGUCUAUGAAACAGCAGAAGACAGGGACAGAAGCAGCAAAGCUAGUGACUGGACCGUGCCCAAGGGCUGCUUCAUGGCCAGCGUGGCUGAUAAGACUAGGUUCACCAACGUUAAGCAGUUCAUUGCCCCGGAAACCAGCGAAGGUGUGUCCUUGCAACUGGGAAACACAAAGGAUUUUAUUAUUUCAUUUGACCUCAAGUUCUUGACGAAUGGGAGUGUGUCCGUGGUUCUGGAGACCACAGAAAAGAACCAGCUUUUCACUGUGCAUUAUGUCUCGAACAUGCAGCUGAUUGCUUUUAAGGAAAGAGACGUGUACUAUGGCAUCGGGCCCAGAACUUCAUGGAGCACGGUGACCAGGGACCUGGUCACAGACCUCAGGAAAGGAGUGGGUCUGUCCAACACAAAAGCUGUCAAGCCAACCAAAAUAAUGCCCAGAAAGGUGGUCAGGUUGAUUGCGAAGGGGAAGGGAUUCCUGGACAAUAUCACCAUCUCUACCACAGCCCACAUGGCCGCAUUCUUCGCUGCCAGUGAUUGGCUGGUAAGGAACCAGGACGAGAAAGGGGGCUGGCCCAUUAUGGUGACCCGCAAGUUAGGGGAAGGCUUUAAGUCCCUAGAGCCAGGCUGGUACUCGGCCAUGGCCCAAGGGCAAGCCAUGUCUACGCUGGUCAGGGCGUAUCUGUUAACGAAAGACCACACAUUCCUCAAUUCAGCUUUAAGGGCAACGGCCCCGUACAAGUUUCUGUCGGAGCAGCAUGGAGUCAAAGCUGUGUUUAUGAAUAAGCAUGACUGGUAUGAAGAGUAUCCAACCACCCCUAGCUCUUUCGUUCUAAAUGGCUUUAUGUAUUCCUUAAUCGGGCUGUAUGACUUAAAAGAAACUGCAGGGGAAAAGCUGGGCAAAGAGGCAAAGUCCUUGUACGAGCGCGGCAUGGAGUCCCUCAAAGCCAUGCUGCCUCUGUACGACACUGGCUCAGGAACCAUCUACGACCUCCGACACUUCAUGCUGGGCAUCGCACCCAACCUGGCCCGCUGGGACUACCACACCACCCACAUCAACCAGCUGCAGCUGCUCAGUACCAUCGAUGAGUCCCCUGUCUUCAAGGAAUUCGUCAGGAGGUGGAAGAGCUACCUUAAAGGCAGCAGGGCAAAGCACAACUAGAGCUCACGACCAAAACCGCAUGGAGCCUCCUGUGAACAGGAGCUGCGGGCGCUGUCUCAGCGGAGCGCGGGCGCGUGUUAAAAGGUUGUGUACCAGGUUUUGUGGGCGAUAGCAAAGGGAUAAGUGAUCCUUAAAAACACUCUUCUGAAAUAAUUGCAUUCCGUGGCUGGGUAUUUGGAAAGUAGGUGGCAUUUAGAACAGAGAGUGUUUAUGAGUCCGGGCUGAAUAGAGGCGUCCGUCUUCGCCUCUCCUCUCCAUGGUCAUGCGCGCUGUCCAGUCCCUCCGCGACCACACGGGGAAGAGGACGGUAAGUAGCUCUCCCUGGCCGGCUGCCUCGCACUUAACCUGAAAACUUAGUACGGAGCUCUUUUACAGUGUGACUAUUCCUAUUUAUAUUGAGCGCAGACUUUAAAACAAUGCCGCUGUAAUACAGUAAAUGUGUACUUGUAGCCUGCUUAGAGGACUGUGUGCAACUAUUGAAAAACACGUUUCUCUCCUGUGGACUCGUUUCUUGGGAGCGAAUGAGAAUUUGUUGCAUUUGUUCAACUUGUUAUAUACGGAGAAUAUUUCAAAUUAUGGUUUUUUUCGCAAUGUGUAAAUUAAAAACACAGUGUUCAGGCUUCACAGUUCUAUAAUGUAAGCACAACUUAAAAUGAAACUUAGUGACUGCACAAGAAAUUACAGAUAUAUUACCUGUUUUGUGAAUCUUGAUCUACAAUCAGUAAACGUUUGAUAAUCAGUCUGUC
This is a messenger RNA of Chinchilla lanigera (long-tailed chinchilla), 2893 nucleotides long. RefSeq names its product glucuronic acid epimerase (gene Glce). Gene Ontology annotation, cellular component: Golgi apparatus. The transcript is spliced from 5 exons. Gene Ontology annotation, biological process: heparan sulfate proteoglycan biosynthetic process. Gene Ontology annotation, molecular function: heparosan-N-sulfate-glucuronate 5-epimerase activity. The record is from RefSeq and is a predicted model, not a curated record. NCBI's taxonomy places the organism in Eukaryota, Metazoa, Chordata, Mammalia, Rodentia, Chinchillidae. The coding region runs from base 291 to 2147 and encodes 618 amino acids.